AUGACCCGGUACAGGAGCACUCCCCUGUACGGCGGCGCCCUGGUCUGCGACUUGCCAGAGAAGUUUGCCGACGUGAGCAAACUGCGCGAAGUUCCCGACAACCAGGAAGUCUGGAUCGACCAGGAUGGGUUCACCAGCAUCAUCUUUGACAUUACUGAGCGCGUCGGUCCCGCCGGCAGCAGCCCCGAGAUUGACGGUCGCGCCAUGACAACGCAUCUCGAGGAGCUUGUUGGCGAGGACAUUGAUACCGUCAAGGUCUGGAACACGACCGAGACAUCCUUUUCACGACUUAGCACCGAGGUCCCCGCGUACACCCUCAUCGCGACGCAAACCCCAAAGUCCAAGUCCGGCUCCGCGGCCCCUGACUUUACUGCCAUCAUCCUCACCUUGCUACGCCUCGAGAAAGAAUCCACCGACAUUCUCAUCACCAUCAACGUGCCUCACAUCAAGGGUGAGUACAACGAGGAGGACGUCGACCUGGAGCUGGGCAAGCAGGGCAAGCUUAUUGGUGACGCCGUUGAGUAUGCGGCGCGCAUCUGGGAGACCUUCAAGGUCAAGGACUGGACUCUGUUCGCCGAGGUCUAG
Colletotrichum chrysophilum is the source of this 585-nucleotide messenger RNA. RefSeq lists its product as uncharacterized. Lineage: Eukaryota; Fungi; Ascomycota; Sordariomycetes; Glomerellales; Glomerellaceae. The transcript has 3 exons. Gene Ontology annotation, cellular component: nucleus. The coding region runs from base 1 to 585 and encodes 194 amino acids. Gene Ontology annotation, biological process: protein import into nucleus. Gene Ontology annotation, molecular function: guanyl-nucleotide exchange factor activity; small GTPase binding. The record is from RefSeq and is a predicted model, not a curated record.